AUGGUCACUCGCGUUGGAAUCAUCGGCCUGAGCGCCUCCGAUGGCACCUGGGCAGCAGGAGCCCACGCCAACCCACUCAAGACCCUUCCGCUCUCCGAUAAAUACGCUCUUAAAGCCGUAUCUACUAGCUCUGCCGCCAGCGCUGCGAAGUCUGCUGAACGUUGGGGUAUUGCUUCAGACAAAGCCUACUCCAGCGCAGAGGACAUCGCCAAGGAUCCGGAUGUCGAUCUUGUCGUGGUGUCGGUGAAGCUGCCUCAGCAUCGGGAUCUUACUCUUCCGCUGCUGAAGGCUGGGAAGGAUGUGUUUGUCGAGUGGCCGCUUGCGACGAAUUUGGAGCAGAUUGACGAGUUGCUGAAAGCGGCUAAGGAGGGUGGUGGAAAGACGUAUGUUGGGUUGCAGGCUAGGACCUCGCCGGCUAUCUUGAAGGCGAAAGAGAUCAUCGACUCUGGAGCGCUGGGGAAGAUUCGUUCCAGUACUAUCGUUGGACUUGAUUCUUUCCUGCUGCAUCUGCCGCCGCAGCAUGAUUAUGAGCACGAUGCCUCAACACGGGCCAAUGCAUCCACCAUCACCUCAGGGCAUGUUCUUGACGCGCAAGCCUUCCUCCUCGGCGAGUACGAGCACUUGACCGCCCAGCAUGACUGCUUCUUCAAGACCGUCACGACGCCUCAUCAUGAUCAUCCAGUCUCUCGCGACGCGCCCGACUCUUUCCUUGUCCAGGGUAAACUCCAGUCUGGCGCGGUAGCCAGCUUCAGCCUCAUCCUCACGACACCUGGAUCGCCAUCCUCUUUCAGUUGGACCAUCGCCGGCGACAAAGGCGCUUUGAAGCUAGAAGGUCCCAAUAUCAACAUCCAGAUGGUGUCCCCGAUGGUGUACUUCGCAUCGAACCCGAACUUCUCGAUGGAGGACUAUUUGGGCGGCAAAACGCUGGAGUGGGAAGAGGUUGCGGUGCCGAAGACCAAGACGGCGAACAACACUGGCGAUUUGUAUUUGGCGAUUGCGGAUCGAAAGAAUGCGGUGGAGGGUAGCGUCGUAGAUUUCGAACGUGCGGCGUUGCGACAUCGUAUGUUGGAGGCUGGAAUGAAGAGCGGGCGAGAGGGAACGAUCGAGAAGUAUCUCUAA
This is a messenger RNA of Zasmidium cellare ATCC 36951, 1119 nucleotides long. RefSeq lists its product as uncharacterized. NCBI's taxonomy places the organism in Eukaryota, Fungi, Ascomycota, Dothideomycetes, Mycosphaerellales, Mycosphaerellaceae. The transcript has 3 exons. Gene Ontology annotation, molecular function: nucleotide binding. The record is from RefSeq and is a predicted model, not a curated record. The coding region runs from base 1 to 1119 and encodes 372 amino acids.